AUGAAGUAUGAUAUUCCUCAACUGGAUCGCGACACAAGGUUCGCUCUAUGGCAAGUCAUGAUGCGGGCUAUUCUUACGCAGGCUGAAGUCGAUGAUGCUCUUGAUAAAUUUGGUAACAAGGAUUCCAAAUCUUGGACCGACGAGGAGAAGAGAAAAGAUCGUAAGGCCUUGACUCAAAUUCAACUUCAUCUUUCAAAUAAUAUUUUGCAAGAUUGUUUGCAGGAGAAAACUGCAGCUGUGCUAUGGCUCAAGUUAGAGUCAAUUUGCAUGUCUAAGGAUUUGACAAGCAAGAUGCAUUUGAAGAUGAAGUUAUAUACACACAAGUUGCAAGAGGGUGGUUCUGUGCUUAACCAUCUUAUGGUCUUCAAGGAUAUCGUUUCGGAUCUACAGGCUAUGGAGGUAGAUUAUGAUGAUGAGGAUUUGGGUCUCAUUCUUUUGUGCUCUUUGCCUAGUUCUUUUGCAAACUUCAGAGAUACAUUGUUAUAUAGUCAUGAUACUCUAACGCUUGAUGAAUUUUCUGAGGCUUUGCACGCCAAGGAAAAGAUGAAAGAGAUGGUGUCUUGUGAAGGUUCUCCUUCCAAUGGAGAAGUGUUGUCUGUUCGUAGGAGGACAGAAAAUAAAUCAAACAAUGGCAAUAGAGACAAAAGUUCUAAUGGUUAUAUAGGCCGAUCAAAAUCUCAAAGCAAGGGAGAUAAAUUCUGCAAGUAUUGCAAGAAAGAUAAUUACUUUAUAACCGAGUGUUAUAAGUUAAAGAAUAAAGAGAAGAGAACUGGCACAUAUAGAGAGAAAGAUAAAUCCAAUGAUGAAGGUAAUGCUUCUGUUGCUGCUUCUAAGGCAGAUAAUUCUACUGGUGAUAAGCUUGUCGCUUUUGCUGGAUGUGCAAAUAGUGGUGAUGAAUGGCUUCUUGAUUCCGCUGCUUCUUUUCAUAUAUGCAUUAAUAGACAUUGGUUUGUCACCUAUGAUUAUCUCCAAGGUGGAGGUUCUGUUAGAUUGGGUGAUGAUGGUCCACGUGAUAUUGUUGGCAUUGGAUCCGUUCAAAUUAAAAUGCAUGAUGGCAUUGUCAGAACUUUGACUGACGUGAGGCAUAUUCUAUAUAUGAGCAAGAAUCUUAUUUCUCUGAGUACUCUUCAUAGUAAAGGGUACAAGUACUCCGGUGGAGAUGGAGUUUAA
Miscanthus lutarioriparius is the source of this 1170-nucleotide messenger RNA. The record is from the annotation of a GenBank genome assembly. NCBI's taxonomy places the organism in Eukaryota, Viridiplantae, Streptophyta, Magnoliopsida, Poales, Poaceae.